Molecule: messenger RNA, 2176 nt
Organism: Gymnodraco acuticeps
Lineage: Eukaryota; Metazoa; Chordata; Actinopteri; Perciformes; Bathydraconidae
Product: zinc finger protein 677-like
Exons: 3
Coding region: 472-1398 (308 amino acids)
Biological process (GO): regulation of transcription by RNA polymerase II
Molecular function (GO): RNA polymerase II cis-regulatory region sequence-specific DNA binding; DNA-binding transcription factor activity, RNA polymerase II-specific
Source: RefSeq, a predicted model, not a curated record
UCUCACUAACUGAUAGCAACAUUGAGUCUCGUCGCGACAGUUUUCUCUCUUUGUUCUCCCGAUAAAGAGUGUGUUUUCUCCCGCAGUUCUGAUCCUCCAGAGCCUCGGUGUGUCCGGAUGAACUCUCCGAGUUUACUCUGAUCUGUUCGGCUUCAUCUGGAGCUUCUACCUUACCGAAUACCGAAGUUAGCUUAGCAUGCUAGCUGGAAACACGUUAGCAACUGUGUGAGAGUUUGAUGAAGAAAAAACAACACAAUUAAGUGUGUGUGUGUGUGUGUGUGUGUGUGUGUGUGUGUGUGUGUGUGUGUGUGUGUGUGUGUGUGUGUGUGUGUGUGUGUGUGGGGUGUGUGUGUGUGUGUGUGUGUGUGUGUGUGUGUGUGUGUGUGUGUGUGUGUGUGUGUGUGUGUGUGUGUGUGUGUGUGUGUGUGUGUGUGUGUGUGUGUGUGUGUGUGUGUGUGUGUGUGUAUAAACAUGAGUGUUGUGCUGCUCUCGUUGGUGAAGCAGAGACUCUCUGCAGCUGCUGAAGAGAUCUUUGCUCUGUUUGAAAGAACGAUAUCAGAGUACGAGGAGAAACUGUCUCGAUCAAAAGAGGAACACGAGAGAGACCGGAAACUACUGGACGCUGUUUUACAUUCUCAGAUCCAGAGGACAGGAUGUAGAAUGAAACAACACCGGUUUUAUCCAUUGUGUAUGAACGCUUCAGCUCUUCAGACCAACAUAGGAAGAUAUGUCCAACUGGUGGAGGUUAAAGAAGAGUUUCCCCCUGAGACCCCCCCACACAUGAAAGAGGAACAGGAGGAACUCUGGAUCAGUCAGGAGGGAGAGAAGCUUCAAGGGCUGGAGGAGGAUGAUAACAGCAAGUCAACAUUCACUCCUGUCCCUGUGAAGAGUGAAGAUGAUGAACAGAGACCUCAGUCCUCUCAGCUUCGUCAGAGACAAACAGAAGCUGAUGGAGAGGACUGUGGAGGACCAGAACCAGCCAAGAACUCUGAUCUAGAGACACGUUUACAACCAGAGACUGAGGACAACCCUGGAGACUCUUCAGAACCUGACACUGAAGACAGUGCCGGUUGGAAGGAGACCAGAGACCCUCCGUCAGGUUCAAACUCUCGAGUCCCCGUCAGUGAUUCAAGGCGUAGUUCUGCAAAUAAACGCUGUAAAUGCUCUCAGUGCGGGAACACAUUUACCAAGAAGAGUGAUCUGAAUCGACACAUGCUAAUUCACACAGGAGAGAAACCCUUCAGCUGCGCACUGUGCAGUAAAAGGUUUAUUCGCAGGUGUCAUGUGACGAGACACAUGCUAGUUCACACAGGAGAGAAACCCUUCAGCUGUUCACUGUGCAGUAAAAGGUUUAUUCGCAGGAGUCAUGUGACGAGACACAUGGAAGUUCACACCUGAGAGAAACCAUUCAGCUGCUCAGUUUGUGGGGAACCUUUUACACAAAGUGAACAUUUACAGAUUCACCUGAGAGUCCAUGAAGAAGAGAAACCAUUCAGCUGCUCUCUGUGUAGCAACAGAUAUACACAGAGAGGGGAAUUAAACCUUCACAUGCAGGUUCACACCGGAGAGAAACCCCACGGUUGCUAACAGAAGUGGAAGAUAUUUACUCAGAUGUCAAAUCAAAUCAAGUUUUAUUUAUAUAGCACAUUUAUAAACGAUUUUUCGUCGAGCCAAAGUGCUGUACAUAUAAUAAAAAUAGCCUACAGUAGAGACACUUUACAGCAAAUACAACAGAUGUAGUCCGAACACUUGCAAGUUCACACUGAGGAGAAACCUUUCAGCUGCUCCGAUUGUGAUAAAUAUUUUUAGACGAAGUGACAUUUCAAAGAUUCACAUGAGAUUUGGAGGAGAAACGAUGUGGCUGCCGUGUUGGUGAGCAAGGAUUCUCUUGGAUUUAUGAACUCAGAAACCGUCAAAAUGCCAAACGAUAAAUAACGUCUAACUUUACUGAAUACAAAGGACAUCUGGAGAGUAUGACAACAUGACUUCUACUUGAACUGAUGCUCUAAAUAUCUUGUAAAUUAUUUACUUAAAUGUGCAUUUUUUUUAAGCAUCUAAAAAUAAACCUGCUUUUUAUUUUGUAUUACUUUACACAUCUUAGAUUUAAGAAUGAACAUAUGUCAAAGGAAAACUUUUGUGGUCAACAAAGUAAUAAAAGGCAAAUGAAUAAAUAAAA